UCCUCAUGCCAAUAUAUAAAUAAUCCUUAUAGUGCUAAGAGAUCAUGACCGCAUCCUGAAGAGUCAAGAUUGGGGUGCAAAAGUUUCCUGCUCCCAACAUCUUCCAAAACCUCACCCAACAUGCUCUGUUAUUGAAAAUGUGAACAACUUCUUUACACAAAAAAUUGAUCAGAAAUCAAGAAAAACAAGAACUUGAUCAACAUCCCUUUCGUCUAACUAUGGGUGGUUCUGAUGAUGAUGAUCACAAGAAAGGUGUCAACCAGAAGAUCAUGCUUGCCAUGUUCUUGUGUUCUUUCGGCUUUGUGUUGCUGUUAGUUCUUCUCCAUCUUUACUCUAGACAUCGGCUAAGAAGACAGCAAAGGAGACACCAUGCCAUAUUCUUUCAUGGUCUAGGAAGGGAAUCCACACCGGAUAUAGAAGAAUCUAUUGAGCCACAAAAGCGAGGGCUUGAUCCUUUGGUCAUAUCCUCACUUCCUUUGUUCACAUAUAAGCUAGCUGACCAGACUGAUCACGGUGAACCUGUGGAGUGCUCAAUUUGCUUGGGUACAAUAAUGGAAGGAGACACGGUCAGGGUGUUACCAAAUUGUAAACACACGUUUCAUGUAGAGUGUAUUGAUAUGUGGCUUGGGUCACAUUCAACAUGUCCCACAUGUCGAACCGAAGCAGAGCCUAUGAUCCAGCCAGCCGGGGAGAAGGCCAUGAACAGUGGUGCCGAACCUUCAGCUCCGCCUAUAGAGGGAAAUAUGGUACAUGGCGGUGAUCAAAUAGAGAAAGAAGGUGGAUCAGAGUUGAGAGUAACAUCUUUUCGCGGGAUACCUACAUGGGAGAGAUAAUCAAGGACUCGGAGCUGUAGAGAUGAAAAUAUUGGUGCAGAGGAAGAUGAAUAUUAUGUCAUAGGUAUGUAAUUCUUAUAGUCUUUUGUUACCACUCGUUCUGUAUCAUUAUUUUAAUGAAGGUAUAUCAGAAUCUGGGGAAGAGUCUGUGUAGAUUCAUUUCUUCAUAUUGAAUCAUGUCUUCUUUUUUUUUCGGAGUCUUAUUUGAAUGGUUUUCGUGGAUAGGCUUU
Messenger RNA from Populus euphratica (Euphrates poplar), 1063 nucleotides. RefSeq names its product RING-H2 finger protein ATL2-like. The record is from RefSeq and is a predicted model, not a curated record. Lineage: Eukaryota; Viridiplantae; Streptophyta; Magnoliopsida; Malpighiales; Salicaceae. The transcript has a single exon. The coding region runs from base 219 to 833 and encodes 204 amino acids.